Messenger RNA from Cannabis sativa, 1060 nucleotides. RefSeq names its product PRA1 family protein B3-like. Lineage: Eukaryota; Viridiplantae; Streptophyta; Magnoliopsida; Rosales; Cannabaceae. The record is from RefSeq and is a predicted model, not a curated record. The transcript has a single exon. The coding region runs from base 179 to 823 and encodes 214 amino acids. Gene Ontology annotation, cellular component: endoplasmic reticulum; Golgi apparatus. Gene Ontology annotation, biological process: vesicle-mediated transport.
AAGUCGUUUUAUGGUGUUAGACGCGUCCACACCAUAUUCGUUCACAUAGAGAAUCACAACCUUCCCCACCACCAGCGUUGUUAACUAUAUUCUCUCCCAUAACCAAGUUCUCUCUUGAUUCUCUACCCUUGUCUCUCGAUCUCUCUCCAUUUUCGGGACCACGCAUCACGCGCCAUCCAUGGCUUCUCCACCGACACUCCCAAUUUCCCAAUCCAACCAAGGAGCCGCUGCCCCCCCUCCGUCUCAGUCAACGAUCGCUACACCAGCCUUGCGCGCCUUCCUCUCACGCCUCUCGAACUCUGUUCGCCAUGGCUUCUCUCAGCGCCGCCCCUGGUCCGAGCUCCUCGAUCGGAGCUCUUUAUCUAGACCUGAUUCCCUCACCGAAGCCUACUCCCGGAUCCGGAAGAACGUCCCGUAUUUCCGCGUGAACUACGCGAUCCUAGUCGGCAUCGCUCUCGCACUCUCGCUCCUCUCCCAUCCGUUCUCUCUCAUUGUUCUUCUCUCACUCCUAGCCGCCUGGGCUUUCCUUUACCUCUUCCGGCCGUCCGAUCAGCCACUGGUCAUUCUCGGCCGCACGUUCUCAGAUACGGAAACCCUCAUCGGCUUGGUGUUGGUGACGGUGAUCGUUGUCUUCGUCUCCAGCGUCGGAUCGCUUCUGAUCUCGACUCUGUUGGUUGGAUUCGCCAUUGUGUGCGCUCACGGUGCGUUUAGGGUUCCGGAGGACCUGUUCCUCGACGACCAAGAUAGUCCGAACACUGGCUUCCUCUCAUUCCUCGGUGGUGCUGCCUCAGCCGCCGCACCGUCCCUCGCCACGCGUGUGUAGUGGAAAAUUUUGCCUCCACCGUCUCAAGGUUUGUUAGGGAGAGAAUUUGUUUUACUCUUGGCACUUUAUUGAUUAUUCUUGCUUUCUUUCUAGAAAGAAAGUGUUCUGUUUGGCUUUACUUAAAUUGUAGAUUGAAUCUUUAACUAAUUUUGUUCGGAAACUGCCUCAAGAUGUAAGAUUUUCCGAUUUUGUAUUGAAUUUUAUAGUUCUUCCAAUGAUAAUUCAGAUUCUGCAUUA